CCCAUUUUGAUGCACAAUAUGACAAUGAGAUUCACUCCAAAAUACCUUUAAUUUCUGAACAACAGAUCUAUUUUUUUUCAAUUUUUUUUUGUAAUAAUCAUACAAACAAUACCUGUAUCUAAUGCAGUGAUAUUCAGACAUUUUAAGCAUUACUUACACCCACACAAACACAAAUGCACAAAACCUCAAAAACACAUAUUCCCGCACAACCUCUAUCUCUCUCUCUCUCUCAUUCAGUGGGUCUCUCACUGAGAGCUUUACUUUCCCCUCCCUCCUUUCUCACAUUGUAGUCUUUCUCUCUCUCCUUCUCUCUUCAGUUGGAGCUCCUGGAUUCACUGGUGAGGUCUUCAGCUCCGGCUCUUCUGUGAUAUUUGAUAGACACAUUCGGGACCUCGGCUGUAUCAGGAUGAGCUCCACAUUAACGUCCACCCAGAGCACUGAAAAAGAGUUUGAGGAGCAAUACAAGACAAACUGACACAGACACAGAGAGAGAGAAAGAGCGCAGGAUAGAAGAGAAGGGAUUUCUUUACCGAGAGGGAUUCCCCACCCAGGGAAACGGAGGUGUGCUGGCAAACUCUCGCAGUCAUGAACAGAAGCUGGAGAUGAAGAUGACAUCUGGAAGCAGCUGAAGCUGUCAGGCUUCAUGUCUCCAUCCUCCCCUGAGGGAGGACAAGAAGAUGAGUGUCACCAAUCAUCACUGCUUCAACAUCCUGACCAUCAUCUUCCUCGUUCUGACUACUACAGCUCUCUCUGCUCAUUUUCGGGUGUGUGAGUCUUACACCGACCACAAAGGGCGCUACCACUUUGGAUUCCACUGUCCUCGACUCUCAGACAACAAGACGUACAUGUUCUGCUGCCACCAUAACAACACGGCCUUCAAGUACUGCUGCAACGAUACUGAGUUUCAAACAGUCAUGCAGGUCAACCUGACCACGUCUCCAGACGGCUACGCUCACAACAAUUACUCUGCAUUAAUCGGCGUGUGGAUCUACGGAUUCUUCGUCAUGGUGCUGCUAGCACUUGAUUUUCUGUAUUACUCGGCCAUGAACUAUGAGGUGUGCCGAGUUUAUCUGGAGAAGUGCGGCUUGGGCGGCCGCUGGCUGAAACAGGCCCGGGGUCAGUGGCACGGCGAGGGACAGGAGGAAAGGGACGGACGGCCCGCUCAACCCACAGCUCCGUCACAACCUCAAGAGCAGCAUCAUGAACACAGCUGCGGUCAGAUCAGACACAGCCUGACGAGCCCAGGACAGACCGCACACAAUACUACAACAGACUGAGAUUGACCAAAUGUAAGGACCAACUGUUGGAGUCCCCAGGUGAGGGAGUGCAUUAUGGGAAACAAACUGUAGUACAUGCCCCUGCCAGAUGGACCUACACCACAGGGCCUGUUUGCCCCUGGCCUCUCGAUGUGGUCCAAAUCUCACAGGGUACGUCCCUCAACCCCUCGACAAACCCAGAAACUCAACUCAGAGCCAAAUGGAAAUGGUCCAAUGGUGGAACCAGAGAUUCUGAAGAGCGGCUGCACCGAGCCCUGUGGCACUCCGGAAGCACAUUUCUGACCAAAAUGGACUUUGAUGGACACAGAACUCACCCUGGACAUCUUUGGACGACCUAUGUAGCUGUUUCUGCACCAUUUUGCAAGUUCCUCUAGAUUAAACUCUCUGUAACUGUGCAGCGUCGGUUUAUUUAUUUGUAGUCAGGGAAAACGCUGAGUGAUGAAUUGAAUUGAAUCAUUUAAAACAUCUUUUAAAUCACUCUCAUGACUCAAUACUAGAAGUUAAAUGACCUUUUUUGCA
Molecule: messenger RNA, 1796 nt
Organism: Carassius auratus (goldfish)
Lineage: Eukaryota; Metazoa; Chordata; Actinopteri; Cypriniformes; Cyprinidae
Product: protein shisa-like-1a
Exons: 5
Coding region: 678-1277 (199 amino acids)
Source: RefSeq, a predicted model, not a curated record